Molecule: messenger RNA, 588 nt
Organism: Symbiodinium sp. CCMP2592
Lineage: Eukaryota; Dinophyceae; Suessiales; Symbiodiniaceae
Source: the annotation of a GenBank genome assembly
AUGGCUCCGUCGGAGGGAUCAGAGGGCGAGCGUACCAUCGCGUUAAAACGAGGUCAGUCGCAAGUUGGCAAAGCCGACUUCCCGGAAAAUGGUGUCAAGACGCAAAAGUACACCCCGUGGAACUUCCUGCCCAAGAAUAUUUGGGAGCAGCUCCAGAAGUUCGGCAAUUGCUACUUUCUAGUCAUAUCCGUGAUCAUGUACCUCGGGGAGAAGACGCCUCUUUUUGUUGGGACGAUCAGAGCAUUCUCAACGCUUGGCCUGCUAGUCAUGAUGAUGGCCGUCACUGCAGCCAUGGCUUUGUAUGACGACCUGCAGCGGCAACGCGCUGAUUAUGAGAUCAACACCUCCGAAGCCAAGAAAGUCAGAAAGGGGGAAAGGGAGGCGGACCUGCACAAUCUCAGAGUUGGAGAUGUCCUCGUCGUGUCGAAGGACACCGGACACUUCGGCCGUCUUUUGUGGUGCUUCAAAGCGAAAUGUUGUAGGCCUCCUCGAGUUUUGGCAAACCCUCCGAGCAAGAAUUUCUUGUACAAACCGGUGGUGCAAGCUUUGCUUUCUGCUGUUUUGGUCGGUGCAGGACCUAGAUUCUAG